Messenger RNA from Mixia osmundae IAM 14324, 1116 nucleotides. RefSeq lists its product as uncharacterized. Gene Ontology annotation, molecular function: zinc ion binding. Bases 1 to 1116 code for a protein of 371 amino acids. Lineage: Eukaryota; Fungi; Basidiomycota; Mixiomycetes; Mixiales; Mixiaceae. The transcript has 2 exons. The record is from RefSeq and is a predicted model, not a curated record.
AUGCAAGGAGAGGACUCGAUCGGGUCUCGCCUCCGUCGACGUCGACGAGGACUAUCCCCGGAAGGUGCUUGCUUUGCUGCGACGUCAUCUGAUGACCUCACAACGCCCGCGGAGAGCUGCGAGUCAGAUGACCUGUCCAAGCUGCUUCUCGCCGGGGAACACUCGAAUCCAUCGCCCCCCGAAGCUGCACAAUCUAUUCCGGACACCCAACAAGGUCCUAUUGAGCCUACAGUAGCGAGCGAACCAGGGCCAGACUCGAGCGAGCAAGAGCGAGUAUGCAGGAUCUGUUUCUGUUCGGACAGCGACUCGCCCGAGCUAGGUCCACUCUUCUCGCCCUGCCUGUGCAGGGGCACGAUGAGCUCGGUCCACACGGUCUGCCUGAACGAAUGGCGAUCGAAGAGCCAAGUGUCAACGUCCUACUUUGCAUGCGAUCAAUGCAAAUAUCAUUACCGACUUCAACGUACAAAGAUCGUUGGUCUAGCGCAGAACAAGGCUGCUCUCUAUGCUCUGACGGGAGUCUUGUUCUUCGUGAUCACCUUUCUGGCUGGAUUCGCCGCCAGCUGGACCGUCGACUCGUACACGCUCGUGCCAGGCGGGCUGACAGUGCUGGACGACGGUCUGCUCGUGUCAGAGAUAACCAAGGGAGCGGUAAGGAUAGCGGACCACCAGACCCGCUCCCUUGCCGAGUUCGACGAUGAGGCAGCUGAAGAAGACGGACCUUUCUACUUUCACAUCGUCAAGAAACACCAACCUGAGGCAAAUGAGGACACUGCGCUCACCUGUAGCCAAAGAAUGAGGCGCUGGUCACUUCGCGCCGUCAGACACUUCACGCUUGGCUUCUCCCUCAUCGGCAUCCUUUCGUUCUUGCAACUCCUCAUCGGCCUCAGCUUGCUGGCACCACUCAACCAUAUGCCGCCUGUUUACCGCCACAUGCGCGGGUUUGCUCGGCGGUCUAACAAUGCAGACUCGAACAGUCCCAACAUGGUCACCUUUCUUCUCAUCGCUUUCGUCGUCGUAGGAGUUGGCAAAGCUAUCGUGUCCACCUUCCGACUGGUACAGCUCAUCUCGCGUUGGGUCUUGCGCAGAGUAGAGGCUCGCGUGCUCGAAGUUCAAUAG